Hyalella azteca is the source of this 3672-nucleotide messenger RNA. RefSeq names its product protein-L-isoaspartate(D-aspartate) O-methyltransferase. The coding region runs from base 53 to 733 and encodes 226 amino acids. Gene Ontology annotation, cellular component: cytoplasm. Lineage: Eukaryota; Metazoa; Arthropoda; Malacostraca; Amphipoda; Hyalellidae. The record is from RefSeq and is a predicted model, not a curated record. Gene Ontology annotation, biological process: protein modification process. Gene Ontology annotation, molecular function: protein-L-isoaspartate (D-aspartate) O-methyltransferase activity. The transcript has 6 exons.
AACCUAACCUAACCUAACCUGCAGCUUUUUGACAAUCCUCAAUAGAGCAACAAUGGCUUGGAGAUCCCAUGGCAAAGAUCAUGAAGAUCUAAUCCGGAAUCUGAGGAGCAAUGGUGUUAUCACGAGCGAUGCUGUGGAGAAGGCCAUGCUGAUGGUAGAUCGGGGCAAGUAUUCUAAGAAGAACCCCUAUCAUGACUCUCCGCAAAGCAUUGGUUAUGGUGUUAACAUUAGUGCUCCUCAUAUGCAUGCGUGCUCCCUGACACUGCUACAAGACCACCUCAAGAAGGGCAACAGAGCCUUGGAUGUUGGGUGUGGCAGUGGCUACCUAACUGCUUGCAUGGGUCAUAUGGUGGGAAAAGGAGGGCUCUCUGUAGGGAUUGACCACUUCCCUGAACUGGUUGAGCAAGCGCGUGAAAACAUCAACAAUGACAGUCCGGAGCUGCUAAAGUCUGGCAUUGUCCAGCUUGUUGUGGGGGAUGGACGUAAGGGCUAUGCUGCUGGAGGGCCUUACGACGCCAUCCACGUGGGGGCAGCAUCGCCCGAGCCCCCCAAGAGCCUCGUAGACCAACUCGCUCCUGGGGGUUGUCUUGUGAUCCCUGUGGGGCCAGCAGACGGAGGCCAGAACCUAGAAAAGAUUGAAAAACUUGCUAACGGAACAGUGAAGCGUACCAAGCUCAUGGGCGUGAGGUAUGUCUCCCUAUCGGAUAAAAAAGACCAAUGGCCGGGUCGGUGAUUUCUCAAGAAAUUUGUAUGAUAGCUGCUGGCAACUACUGUUUCUAAUUUUGGGGUAAAAAAGCAUCGCCCAGCCAAUCAUACUGUUCGGGACUCAAGCUAAUCUCGACUUGCAUCUUAAGUUUAAUUGAUUUCAGCGUAAUUAUUGCAAUAAUUCACGUAGUUCUCUUCCUCAUUGGGAUGUUCCGAUGCGGUUCCUUGCUCUCCGCAGUCUUGAGAUGUACGACGAGCAUAUAGGUCUGUCGGAACGGACUUCGUGACUCAGUUGCCCUAACAAAAUUUAGAGUCGCUCCAGCUUCUGGUAAUCCAAAUCAGAAGCUGCCGCGUCUGUAAAUUUUCACUGGCUGUGGUGUCAAGUUUUUAUGUAAGCAGGAUACUUUGCGUUUCAUCCUUUGCUUCUUGUGCCGACGACUCGUGUAAGCGACAUCUUGUAUGAUUGUCUUCGACUCGUUUGCUCACUUGUCCCUUCUCCAUCUUUUAUUCUUUCUCGCAGCCAGACCGUUCUGGGUACAAUAUAAUCAAUUGAUAGUCAAUGUCGUUGAAACUCUAGUGCUUUUUUGCACUGGCAAGCGAAGGAUAAUUAAAUUCAAUCAAUUAGCUAUACGAGCAAUCUAAAUUAUGUGUACAGGCAGUUCAGGAAGGCCAUGCUCGAGUGGAGACUUAAACUAUAAGAUAAGAUAAACUAUAAGAUAAGAUAAGAUAAACUAUAAGAGAUAAACUAUAACGAUAAAGAUUAUGAUCUCUACUUCAAUUCGGUCACAAUCGUUCUUCUCAUAUUCGUCUUUCGAUUACUUACUGUUGCAUUAUCCUAGAUAAUAAGUGUUUGCUUUUUAAUUAUAUCUGUAUGCGUGAAUUGUUGCAUAACUUUGGCAACGGAUUCAUCUGUUUGGUUUAGAAAAUUGCACAUUCGUUGCGCAAAAAUUAAGCAAUUUCUUUACUCCUGGAAUGGUGUGCAUAUAUAAAAGGUUCCAUGAAAAAGGUGAUCGGGGGCUUUCUUGUGAGUCAAUGAAAUCGCUACUAAUACGUAAUACCCAUGUUACUUGCACAGCGCCCUGUAUAAAAUACGUUGAAAUAUGUCAUAUGCAUAUCUUGUGUUCAAUAAUUACGGGUCUCGUGUUUCAUUUUUAAGCUAAUUAGAUUAAAUGACACAACAUUUUUGCCUAUCAUUAGGCCAGUAGGUCGUCUCGUUCCACCAUGACAGCGCUCACCUUGUUCAUGGUGGCAAAUAAAUGAUUUUUUACAUAUCAUUUAAGUUUUACUCAGCUGCCCCGUUGACUAAUUGGAAAUUAUUUAAAUAUGGAAAAAAUCAUUUGUUCUAAUGCAAUUUCGGCAAUGAAAAAUUAGCGAAAGUUGUGAUAGUAUUGAGAGUUUUUGGCGUAUCCCUAAGAAGCUGUUUCUGCUCUUAUAUAAUAGUAUAGUGCUUGUUCUUUUCUUAAAAUCAUAUAGUUGAGCGUAGAAUUGUUCCAUUAGAUGAGAUUUGAACACUUGUGUUAAAUUGGCCGAAUAAAUUGAAUUUUUGUCAUUUUCAAUGAAAACUUUUAUCGUUUACAUUUGACAAAAAAUUUUCACAUCUAGCUCCUUCUGUUUGUUUCUGGUGUCUAACACUUUUUAGAGUAUUAUAAGUUAUAACUUUCAAGACCGUAAGUUAUUGAUUGUCAUAAUCGAUUUUGUAAAUUAAUGGUUUUAAUUUUAUGGUUUUGAUAAUCUAUGAUUUUUGUGACGGUUAAAACUUUUACAAAGUUUAGCUAAUAAUUGAAGAAGAUAUUAAAGAGCUCUCCCACUCUGAUAGGCUAACAAGUUUGAUGACACAAACAUGUGAGCACUUCUAGUCAUUAACUACUUGCUAUGAAUACUACUACUUGAAUACUACUACUUGAAUAAAUACAGUGUCUGCAAUGUAAUUAAGUCCCUUCUAUACCUGAGAGAAUGUUCAGGGAGUGUGUUGUCCUAAAGAAAAGCUAUGAGAGGAACAUUUCCUAAUCUUUCUUAAAAAAUUAUGACAAGCAGCUGCUUUUUUGUACUGCAGAUUGUACCCAGGUGUGCCUGCGGGGUGGUUGUACCUCUUAUGUAGUUGUUUUUUUAGGCUCAGAAGCCUGUAGACGGAUAUUAUGUUAAUCAGGAUUAUGUUAAUGCUUAGCAGACAUCAUUGCAUACAUAUUUAAUCCGCAUAUGUAUCUCGAUGACACCCAAAAUUAUGGAUACUGUGCGCCGGCUGACGCUGCAGCGUCAGACGUGGAGCCGUCUCAGACUGAAUGCGCUCUAACCGGCUCCAGCUCAAUGCGUCAAAAACCAACUUUAUUUGGUUUGAGACUCCUCGGAACCAACCCUCAUCGGUUUCCGGCCAACCCUGUUCGAGUGGGCAACGAGCUCGUCAUGCCUGCGUCUUCAGUUCGUAACCUGGGCAUUCUACUGGACUUUUAACUUUCUGUGAACAAUCACCUUGCCAAAGUCACCAGCACUUAUUUUGGCGCUCUGCGACGAAUACAUAGCGUACGUCUACCGCUGUCUCUUGAGGCCCAUGUCGUGGCGCUCGUUCUGACCAGAUUGGGCUAUGGUAAUGUCGCUCUGCAUGGACUUCCGACCACGACACUAAACAAACUGCAAGCCGUAAUGAACGCUGCUGCGCGACUUGUGUGCAAUUAAUAAGCGAAAAUUCGAUAACGUGACGCCGAUAUGUCGCGAUCUUCAAUGGCUGCUGUGCAUGCAGGAGCGCACGCAGUUCAAGGUCGCUGUUCUGACGUUCCGAUGCCUUCACUGUCUGGCCCGUCCUUGUCUCACGGAAUAUCUGCAACGCGUUUCGGAUCUGCCUUCUAGAAGACGGCUGCGUUCGUCAUUAUCAGCGGACCUCGUCGUUCCAUCUACACGUCUAUCUACCGUCGACGUCAGUGCGUUCCUGGUCGCCGCUGCCAGAACCUGGAACAGUCUGCCGGCUUCCGUAAC